Messenger RNA from Penicillium cataractarum, 2871 nucleotides. RefSeq lists its product as uncharacterized. The coding region runs from base 1 to 2871 and encodes 956 amino acids. The transcript has 3 exons. The record is from RefSeq and is a predicted model, not a curated record. Gene Ontology annotation, molecular function: ADP binding; protein binding. Gene Ontology annotation, cellular component: kinesin complex. NCBI's taxonomy places the organism in Eukaryota, Fungi, Ascomycota, Eurotiomycetes, Eurotiales, Aspergillaceae.
AUGUCUACGCUCGGUAAUGCAUUUUCCGGGCUUCGCGUUGGGGAUAGCUCUGGCCCUGCCACUCCUCAGGUAGACGUAUAUCCAGACCGACUUGAACCAUUAGAGGCCGUGUUCUCAAUCCCGUAUGAGCGGGAUCCUGAUUUCGUUGAUCAUGGAGGAUUACUGGAUCGACUGUAUGAGUUAUCUUCCAGGCCGGCAUCGAUGACUGUAUUAGUAGGGCCUCGUGGUAUUGGAAAAACCUACCUUACUAUUGAACACGUCUAUCGAAUCCGACAAACAUCCCCGGAUACAUGGAUAUUCUGGAUCAAUGCGAACACUAAAGACCGCUUCGAACUAAGUCACAAAAACAUCUCUAAGCAUCUCAAUCUCCCCGGCUGUCAGGAUUCCAGAUGUAAUAUUUAUCAUCUCGUCCGAAACUGGUUUGAGAAUGAUGAAGAGAGGAAGUGGAUCCUUGUUCUAGAUGGUCUUGACAAGGAGGAGUUUCUCUUUCAAGAUCUUCCUGGGACUAGACGACCGUUGGUUACGUUUUUACCGAAAAGUGAGAGGGGGGCUAUUAUUGUUACGACGACGAGGAGAAGUGUUGCGGGGGGACUUGUUAGGGAGGGGAGUGUUUUGGAGGUUUCUUCGUUAAAGGGGGGAGAUGGCGUGGCUAUUCUUCGAAAAAAGAUCGGAUCAGAGGAUGUGGAUGAGACUGGGAUGAAAGAACUUGUCGAUGCUUUAGACGGUAUGCCGCUUGCUAUUGCUCUAGCUGGAACAUAUAUAUCUCAGCGAGCGCCCCGAUACGCCGUUCAACGGUAUCUCGAGGAAUUUUUGAAAAUACAGCAGAGCAGACUCAGUGCCCCGGAUGGCGAAGCUGGACGUGUGAACCGCCGGGAAUUCGAGGCGAGGGAUUCGAUUAUGGUUACGUGGGAGAUGUCUUUCGAUUACAUUCGAAGUGUCAGACCGUCGGCUGCGGAUUUACUUCGUCUGAUGAGCUUUUUUGAUCGACUUGGUAUUCAGGAUUAUCUUCUCGGUGGUCACGCCCAGUCUGAUGAUGAGUCUACCCCUUUGCACAAUACAGACGAAGCUGGUCCAGAACCAUCUGCUGGUGCGAGCAGCGAAGGGGACGCUGCCUCUAUUAACACAGAUAAAAGCGGCAAGUUUGAGGAUGACAUUCUGAUGUUGCAGAAUUACUCGCUCAUCUCCACUCAUCCACAUGGAAAGACUAUCGAGAUGCACCGGCAAGUGCAACUAGCCUUACAUCAGUGGCUCAAGUCCAAUUCCAUGUACGAAACCUGGAAAGAGCAAUUCAUCACUCGCCUUUACCGUCAUUUCCCGAGCGAUUUCCCCAGUAUUAACUUACGCAAGGAAGAUUGUCAAUCACUGUUUCCACACGUGAGAAUGGCAUUAAAUCAAGUUCCACAAUCGGAGGAGGGCCGCUUACAACGAGCAGACCUUCUUUAUAGAGCCGCAUACUAUGCGGGCCAAGUCGAAAAGCCAUACGACAUGGAAAUCAUGGCGUCAGAGUCUGGGCGAGAAAGGGCUUUACUUCUUAGCGAAAAUGACAAAGAUACGCUCCACAGUGACUUGAUGCUCGUGAAAGCGUUUGAAAUAUCGGGACAGUGGGAUAAAGCGGCAAUUCUCGGCGAAGCGCAGUUAAAAGCCUGUCUUAAUACGCUUGGGGAAGAAGAUGAUAUCACGAUUAUGAGCAUGGUUAAUUUGGGAAAUAUCUUUUACCAGACGAGUUGGUUUGAGGAUGCUCAGUCUAUGCAUUCUCGGGCUCUUGACAUCUGCAAGAGACUGCAGCUCGAAGAUGGGCCUCGUGGGAUUGGGGCUAGGUGUGGAUUAGGUUUGUCGCUUGCGAAGCAAGGCCAGUUCGAGGAGGCGGAGGUUCUCCUGACGCAAGUGGUGUCGACACUCAAGGGAAUUCUCGGAGAGGAAAGUAAUGAGGCUAUCUGUAAUAUGCACAAUCUUGCCAUGAUAUACGAGUGGCAGAGCAAGUUCGAAGAUGCAGAAACGGUUUAUGUGCAGGCCCUUGCUGCUUCCAGGAAGAUCUUUGGUGGAAUGCACUCUUCAACGCCAUUUAUAAUGGGUGGUUUGGCAGCGAUAUACUCCAAAAUGGGUCGUCAUUCGGACGCCGAGGCACUUCGACUGGAGAGUGUGGAAUUUCAAAGAAAGAAGUUGGGUAACAAUCACCCAGAUACACUGAAGAGCAAGGAUCAAUUGUCGAAGAUUUAUCACCAUCAAGGUCGAUAUUCAGAUGCGCAUCUUCACGCAGAUAUUCUUGAUGUUCAGGAGAUUACCUUAGGCGAGGAGCAUCCCGAGACGCUCAAGACCAUGACAAACUUGGCCUUGACAUAUUCCCUUCAGGGUCGACACUCAGACGCCGAGUUACUACACCACGAGGUUGUCCAGCUUCGAAAGAGGGUAUUGGGUGACGAACACCCCGACACAAUCGCGAGUAUGAACAGUCUGUCAAUUGUCCUAAUUGACCUUGGAGACUAUGCAGCCGCUGAGUUAUUACAAACGCAAGCCCUGGACAUAAGAGCACGGCUACUAGGCGAGAAACACACUGACACUCUCGAGAGCAUGCAUAACCUUGCGCUGGCAUACCUUGACCAAGGCCGUGGUCAGGACGCUGAGGAACUUUUCUCUCAGCUGUUGGAUCUUCAGAAAGAGGUAUUAGGGGAUAAACAUCUCGAUACAAUCGGGACUAUGAGUAAUUUGGCCUUUGCAUGGAUGGGAAUCGGCAGGAAGACAGAAGCGGUCGAGUUGAUGGGGAAAUGUGUCGAUCUCCAGAUGCAGGUGUUGGGUGAUGAUCAUCCGGAUACCAUGAAAUCGAGAGAGUCUCUUUUGAGUUGGCGAUCUAAGAAUAUUUCAUUGGAUACAUGA